This is a messenger RNA of Sciurus carolinensis (gray squirrel), 1923 nucleotides long. It is a transcript of the gene Cbr4, whose product is annotated as carbonyl reductase 4. Bases 164 to 874 code for a protein of 236 amino acids. Gene Ontology annotation, molecular function: quinone binding; oxidoreductase activity, acting on the CH-OH group of donors, NAD or NADP as acceptor. The transcript has 5 exons. The record is from RefSeq and is a predicted model, not a curated record. Lineage: Eukaryota; Metazoa; Chordata; Mammalia; Rodentia; Sciuridae. Gene Ontology annotation, biological process: fatty acid biosynthetic process.
CACUUUUCUUGGCUUUUUAAAUUGCAAGUCUGUCAGCUGGAGCAAGGGUUUGCUGGGGUUAUACGCUGCGGUUUAGCUUUGUUUAUUGUUAUUAUUAUUAUUUUUUAAAAAAGCCCGAGGUUCCCUGGAGAGCCCAGUCAAGUUUUCGACUCAGGGGCCCAAGAUGAACAAAGUGUGUGCUAUUUUUGGAGGUUCCCGGGGAAUUGGCAGGGCAGUGGCCCAGUUAAUGGCCCAGAAAGGCUAUCGACUGGCGAUCAUCUCCAGAAAUCUGGAAAUGGCCAGAGCCGCCGCAGGUGACCUCGGCGGAAAUCAUUUAGCAUUUAGCUGUGAUGUUGCUAAAGAACAUGAUGUUCAAAAUACAUUUGAAGAGAUGGAGAAACAUUUAGGUCAAGUAAAUUUCUUGGUAAAUGCAGCUGGUGUUAACAGGGAUAGUCUUUUAGUAAGAACAAAAACUGAGGAUAUGAUAUCUCAACUUAAUACUAACCUCUUGGGUUCCAUGCUCACAUGUAAGGCUGCCAUGAGGACUAUGAUUCAACAGGGAGGGUCUAUUGUUAAUGUAGGAAGUAUUAUUGGUUUAAAAGGCAAUUCUGGCCAGUCUGUGUAUAGUGCCAGUAAAGGAGGAUUAGUUGGAUUUUCACGUGCCCUUGCUAAAGAGGUAGCAAGAAAGAAAAUCAGAGUGAAUGUAGUUGCACCAGGAUUUGUUCAUACAGAUAUGACGAAAGACUUGAAAGAAGAAGAGUUAAAGAAAAGCAUUCCUCUUGGAAGGUUUGGAGAAACUAUUGAGGUGGCACAUGCAAUUGUGUUUCUUUUAGAAUCACCAUAUAUUACAGGACAUGUGCUAGUAGUGGAUGGAGGAUUACAACUUACGAUAUAGUUUAGAGAUUCUUCAGUUAUAAUGGUGAUUAGAGUCAAGGGUGUACUUGGUUAUUGAUAAAACAGUCCUACUACCUGGGUGACAAUUGCCAAUCAAACCUAUUGAUGCUACCAAUGUUGAUUUCUUUCUUUAUAUAAAUGUCUGAAAAGAACAAUGUGUGACCAAUUGGUUUAUCUAAAGGGUAUGUAUGAUCUGUCUUUCUUACCUUAUACACCAUAUCAAUUUUAGUAUGUAGACAUUUUGUGAGGGACAUAAACACAUAUUAAUUUAUGUUUUGCCUCAGAAAUGGAAAAAAUUAUAUUGUCUAAUUGUGAUGAAUGAUUUCAUUGUAUCAGGCUGAAUUUUCUAGAAGUUAACUUUUGGGGCAGUUGCUAAAAUAAGUAUUUCAUUGAUUAGUUGUCAGUACUUUAGCAACCAUGCUAAAGUUAAACAUAUAUUGUUUUGCAUGUGCUUAGGCAAUCAGUUUUUUAUACAGGUUGGAAAAAAGAGUAUCAGUUAGACAAAGGCAUGAAAUUAGAGUUGACUUCUUAAAGCAGUAUUAUUCUUGAUUGAACAGCUGGGCGAAAUAACCUGCAAAUUUAAAUGUGGUGCAAGUGGCUCAUUUUGUAGACAUUCCCAAAGGUAAUGAGGAUUAGUCCUUAAGGUUUUAAUAUCUGAUACAGUAAUGAGCUGCAUGGAUCUCAUGAACUUAGGGAGUGUUUUUUUUUUUUACCUACAAAAACUCAGUAUUGUGAGUUACUUAAAAACAGUUCAGGCUUUUGCAAGGGUACCUGGAACAAAUUUGUACCAAACCAGCAGCUUCAGUUGCUGCAUGUGUCCAAAAAUGCACUAAGUCGUCUCCAAGUUGGAAGCAUUCAGCAAACAAUGGCAAGGCAGAGCUACCCAAAACGUGCACUGAUUUCCAUGACAAAUAUGGUAAUGUGGUAUUAGCUAGUGGAACCACUUUCUGUAUUGCUAUAUGGACAUACAUAGUAACACAAGUUCAAAUAGAAUGGAACCUGUCCCUUGUUGGCAGAGUCACCCCAAAGGAAUGGAGAGAUCAGUAAACA